AACAAUCGAAUCCAUUGGCGUGACUCGUGUCACCUGAGUGCCAAAGCCAAAUCCAUUUUUUUUCCAUGUAAAAAGGAUUAACACUUUUACUUUAUUUUAACUUCGUUCCAUUGUCCUUCUGACGGGGGAUUUGCCACCCACAGAUUGACGUGGAGCGUAGAUGACGAAACGAGUUUUUUUUUUUUAUUAUUAAAAAGAAGGGACGACAAUUUUAACGUGAGCAGUGCUAACAAUUCCAGAGCAUGUGAUAUCAAAAUUAGAGGGUAAGAACGAAGAGGGAAGUGUCGUGUGAUUUGUGAUUUAGGGCUCGUUGAAAUCGGUGGGUGCGGUUGAAACCGGCAGCAAUUGGAUCGAGGCGUUGGACGAUGGGGGCAGAAAGGGACGAGAGGAAGGCGGCUGGACUUGGACCUGGAUAUCGGGAAUUCAGUGGAAGACAUGAAUUCCCCUCCAACAUGAUGCACGGCAUAUUAGCUAUUGGGUUAUGGCUUUGGACUAUUCAUUUCGACGCCCUUUUGCUCUUUCUCUCGCUUCUCUUCCUUCCUUUUUCUAAAUUCCUUAUGGUGUUUGGAUUUCUUUUGGUUUUCGUGUUUCUUCCUAUCGAUCCUCAAAGUAAAUUUGGGCGGAGGUUGGCCAGGUAUAUAUGUAAGCAUCUUUGCAGUUAUUUUCCCACCGCUCUCCACGUUGAGGACAUUCACGCCUUCCAUCCCGAUCGUGCUUACGUUUUUGGUUAUGAGCCACAUUCAAUUUGGCCAAUUGGAGUUGUUACGCUCGCUGAACUUUCAGGGUUCAUGCCUCUUCCGAAAAUGAAAGUCCUUGCAACCAGCAUCGUAUUCUACACUCCAUUUUUGAGGCAUGUAUGGACAUGGUUGGGUGUCUCACCAGCAACAAGGAAAAGUUUUUAUUCCCUAUUAGAUGCUGGUUACAGUUGUAUUAUAGUGCCAGGUGGAGUGCAGGAGAUAUACCACAUGGAGCUUGGUUCUGAGGUUGCGUUCCUUAGGGCACGAAAAGGAUUUGUUCGCAUAGCCAUGCAAAUGGGCUGUCCAUUGGUCCCAGUUUUCUGCUUUGGUCAGUUUAUCCAUUGUCGUCUUUGUAACAAGUUCCACAUUCUACAUCACCUGAAUCAAAUUUUCUUGCUUCUUACUCGUGUGCUUCAGUCACAUGCCUACAAGUGGUGGAAACCAAAGGGGAAGUUGUACCUGCAAUUGGCCAGAGCUAUCAAGUUCAUUCCCAUAUUCUUUUGGGGAAUUUUUGGAACUCCUUUACCCUAUCAACAUCCAAUGCAUGUGGUGGUGGGCAAACCUAUUGAAUUGAAGAAAAAUCCACGGCCUACCGACGAAGAGGUCCUUGAAGUACAAGGCCAAUUUAUUCAAGCACUUCAAGAUCUCUUUGAGAGACACAAAGCUCGGGUUGGAUAUGCUGAUCUUUCAUUAAGGAUUCUUUGAUAUGAACUUGGUUUGUGUUGGGUUUUCCAGUGAAUCAUAUUUGUUUAUCAGUAGGAAAACAAUUUCAUUAAUGUCUUUAUCAAUGUGUGAUUUGAGGUCAGCAGAGAACAGAGUUAAAGCAGGAUUUUAUCAAUAGAAAAACAAUUUCGUGGCUAAAUCUUUACCUAUUGAUGAAGAU
Molecule: messenger RNA, 1620 nt
Organism: Durio zibethinus
Lineage: Eukaryota; Viridiplantae; Streptophyta; Magnoliopsida; Malvales; Malvaceae
Product: diacylglycerol O-acyltransferase 2D-like
Biological process (GO): triglyceride biosynthetic process
Cellular component (GO): endoplasmic reticulum membrane
Molecular function (GO): diacylglycerol O-acyltransferase activity
Source: RefSeq, a predicted model, not a curated record